CGAUUGGCUAUUUCACUGGAGACAAACUCGCACAUUCGCAAGAGAGUCGUAUCAAACUGCUAACAGAAUAUCGUCAAUUUGUUGAGAAUUACUUGUUUGAAUCGUUUUUUGUGGUUUCUCGUGCGAAAGAAAAUUUCAUAACAGGCACCAACAUGGCGACGGCAAAAGUUUCCCAAUUGAAUUUUCGUUUUGACAUUGCAAAAAUAAGCGAAUUAAAUGAGGUGUCGUCACAGGAUUUCGUCAUUCAUAACAUUUCUUGGGCUAUAAAAGCAAAAGCAGUCGCACUGAAGGGUGAAAAAUGGCUAUAUUUGUAUUUGCUUUGCCAAAACAAGGACAAUUCAUUGAAUCAGACACACACAGCAUAUGCCACGGGUCAAUUGGUCUCAUUCAAUGUGAACACGGUUGCAACUAAAUUUUACUCGAUGACAAAUGUUUAUGAUAACAUAUACCUUGGCCAUGGUGGAAGCAUAAUUCGAUGGUGCGACUUGAUCGAUCCCACAAAAGGUUAUAUGAAUGAUGAUUCUAUAAGUUUGGAUGUAACAAUCCAUGUGGCCGAUCCGCAGGACAAAAACAAACCCGAAAUGGUAUUUGAAGAGGUGGAAAAAAGUUGUGACGAUGGUUGUAAAUCGAAAUUUCGAUUGAGCGUAACAAAUAUUGAAAAAUUGAUUGCCGUAUGCUCGCCCAAAAUUGUAUUGCGAAAAAUGUCUUGGUAUUUGACAGCGUAUAAAAAUAAUUUGGAUGAGAUUGCUGUUCGUUUGGAUAUCUUGACAUCUUCAAACGAUUUUUCAUGUGAAGUCAAUAUGUUGACCAAGUUGAUUCCAGCAAAAGAAGACUCUUUCUUGAAGACAAUUGAACAAACCGUCAAUGGGCACGUUCUUAGAAACGCAACGUUAUCCACAAAAUCACUGAUUUCAUUGGGUGAGCUGCUAAAACCGGGAAGCCCUUUCGUUGAAAACAAUUCGAUUGUGAUUGAAGUUGAAAUCAACACUGAAAAACCGAAGGGCGUUGAUCUAGCUGCCAUCAAACAUGGGGCAUCGACUUCAACCACAUCAAUAGAAGCAAAAAUCAGAAAACUGGAAUGUGCAAUCUGUUUUGAAGAUUUUGAUGGUCAAGGAGCAUCCUUUACGCCAUGCGGUCACUUGUUCUGUUCCCCGUGUAUCGAAAAGGUUGUCGAGCGUGAGAAGAUAUGCCCUUCGUGCCGGUCCCCUGUUCAAUUGAAUGAAUUGAAACGCGCACACUUGCCCUUCACAAACUAACCUCAAAGAUGUGAUCGACUUCAAAGGAAAUACACAAACGGCGGCGACACACAAAAAUAUAAGCGGCGAUGGAUUUUCAUCGUCAACCCAGCUUCAAUAACAACAAAAACAUUUAUUGUUCAUUCAGACUUAAUUCACCAUAGUGAAAUAGUUGAUCGAACAAAAGAUUAUAUCUCACACAAUGACGAAAGAAACCCAAUCCUAUGGUUACAACAUAUAUUGAUUUAAUUUCAACAUGAAUAUUAACACUAUUAUUAUUUAAACUCCCUGUUUUCAACAGAUUUAUUUUUAUUCCAUAAUGUUCAUUUAUAUUAUGAGCUUUUAAAAUCGAAGCAAAUAGUUUCUGAAUAGUUGACCCCAUGAUAUUCACCAAUAAUGUGUAAAACCAAAAAUCGACUGGCAAUAAAUGACAGCCUCGAAAUGUGUAUGUUA
Molecule: messenger RNA, 1688 nt
Organism: Sitodiplosis mosellana (orange wheat blossom midge)
Lineage: Eukaryota; Metazoa; Arthropoda; Insecta; Diptera; Cecidomyiidae
Exons: 3
Coding region: 153-1256 (367 amino acids)
Molecular function (GO): protein binding
Source: RefSeq, a predicted model, not a curated record